UCAGACCCUGCGUUGGUACUGACCACCUGCUCUCCCUGUACAGACGGAGGCACAAAGAAGCUCCGCAGCAACAUCCGCAGGAGCACGGAGACGGGCAUCGCCGUGGAGAUGAGGAGCCGAGUCACCCGGCAAGGCAGCAGGGAGUCGACCGACGGCAGCACCAACAGCAACAGCUCGGAGGGCACGUUUGUAUUCCCUACAACACGUCUGGGAGCGGAGAGCCAGUUCAGUGACUUCCUGGACGGUCUCGGCCCCGCCCAGAUCGUCGGCCGACAGACGUUAGCCACGUAUCCAAUGGGCGAUGUCCAUGUUGGGAUGGUGGACAGGAAUGGACAGCUGGAGGUGGUGGUAAUUCAGGCCCGCGGUCUCACCCCGAAACCGGGCACCAAAUCAAUCCCAGCUGCCUAUGUCAAGGUGUAUGUGCUGGAGAACGGAGCCUGUCUGGCGAAGAAGAAAACCAAGCUGGCCAAGAAAACCCUGGACCCCGUCUACCAGCAGACUCUUCAGUUUGACGAGAGUCCUCAAGGAAAAGUGUUACAGGUGAUUGUGUGGGGGGAUUACGGCCGGAUGGACCACAAGUGCUUCAUGGGCAUGGCUCAGAUCCUGCUGGAAGAGCUGGACCUCUCCAGCAUGGUGAGCGGCUGGUACAAGCUGUUCCCCACCUCCUCCCUGGCUGACUCCACCAUCGGGCCCCUGACCCGCCGUCUGUCCCAGUCCUCCCUGGAGAGCUCCACCAGCCCCUCCUGCACCUAGAAAACCCCGCGGGGGCCGAGUCAGGGGGUCACUGUGCAGACCACCUCCUCCAGGGGAGAGAGGAUCUCUGCUCAACCAACGCCAACCACAACAGAAACAGUGUGUGUGACUGUAUGUGGCUCUUUUCUCUAUGUUUGUGUCCGUGUAUAUAUAAAGCACAAUGGGUGAUGCUUGCAUUUCAAUCUGAAGCGCAGAACCCAAGGCAACAGAUGCUU
Messenger RNA from Polyodon spathula (Mississippi paddlefish), 968 nucleotides. RefSeq names its product regulating synaptic membrane exocytosis 3 (gene rims3). NCBI's taxonomy places the organism in Eukaryota, Metazoa, Chordata, Actinopteri, Acipenseriformes, Polyodontidae. The transcript has 5 exons. The annotation marks the transcript as partial. The record is from RefSeq and is a predicted model, not a curated record. Gene Ontology annotation, molecular function: small GTPase binding; transmembrane transporter binding. Gene Ontology annotation, biological process: positive regulation of synaptic transmission; regulation of membrane potential; calcium ion-regulated exocytosis of neurotransmitter. Gene Ontology annotation, cellular component: presynaptic membrane; cytoskeleton of presynaptic active zone.